Molecule: messenger RNA, 4087 nt
Organism: Peromyscus eremicus (cactus mouse)
Lineage: Eukaryota; Metazoa; Chordata; Mammalia; Rodentia; Cricetidae
Gene: Scml4
Product: Scm polycomb group protein like 4
Molecular function (GO): protein binding
Source: RefSeq, a predicted model, not a curated record
AUGAGAUGUUUGCAGCGGCGAGCAGGGCUGGUGGAGACUAGCUGUGCAGCAGUAGCACACGGGUGGAAGAUAGCGUGUGCGAUCCUCGGGGGGCACGUGCAGGAAAUCACUUCUUCUAAGUCAACACUCCCAACCCGAUCAACACCCUGAACAGGGCUCUGUGAUCGAGCUGUAGGACCUCUCUUCCCGUGCGGUUUGCCUCCUCACUCGGUAAGACUGGCCCCAGCGGAGAUGCAGACACAGAAGGUCCCGGGGAGGAAGCGUGGCCGGCCUCCCCUUCACUCCACGCCGGUGCCCAUGGCAGUCCAUAACCUUUAUUCUGCUUCUGCCGGCUCUGGACCAGCAGUGACAAUCCCAAAGAAGAGAGGGCGGAAACCCAGGUACAAGAUCAAGCCUCCAGUGCUCAUGACUCCUUUGGCUCUGUCGCCUCCACGGAGUACCCCGGAACCCGACCUCAGCUCCAUCCCUCAGGAUGCAGCCACCAUCCCCAGCUUGGUGGUCCCACAGGCUCUCACAGUGUGCCUCUACAUUAACAAGCAGGCCGAUGCGGGUCCGUACCUGGAGAGGAGGAAGCUGCAGCAGCUUCCUGAGCGCCUGGGGCCUGAGCGGCCUGCAGCUGUCCUGCAGCAGGCGGUGCAGGCAUGCAUCGACUGUGCGCACCAGCCAAGGCUGGUCUUCUCCCUUGUCAAGCAGGGCUACCGCGGUGAGCUGGUGUCAGUCUCUGCUUCCUUUGAUGGAAAACAGCACCUGAGGAGUCUGCCCGUGGUGAACAGUGUGGGCUAUGUCCUCCGCUUCCUGACCACACUCUGCCGCAGGCUCCUAUGUGACAACCUCUUCAGCCACCUGCCCUACCCCGGGAGCCUCGGUGCCUCUGAGAAGACCCAGGAGAGAGAGGAUGCGAGGACCGAGUCAGCCCAGGCGGCCACUGCUGAAGAGUGUCUGGCAAACCCUGUAGGCAUGAGCCGCUACAGCAUGGACACCUCCUCCACGGCCUUUAGCCACAGAGGCUCCUUGACCCACUCCUCCUCACAGUACUACAAGAGGCGCAACUCUGGAGACAGCCACCUUGGGGGAGGCCCUCCCGCUACCACCGGUGGUUCCCGUACCAACCCUGUGCCCUUAGGAGGUCCAUCGACGCCUGGACUGAGGUUCCCAGCCUCCAGCCCCAAGAGGAGUGAUGUCGAAGGAGACAGAUGUGCCUCCAGCCCCUCUCCAGAGGUGUCAGACAUCAGGCGACUGAGCAGCAGAAACCCUUCGACCUGGACCGUGGAGGAUGUGGUUCGGUUUUUGAAGGACGCUGACCCUCAGGCUCUGGGGCCUCAUGUGGAGCUCUUCAGAAAGCAUGAGAUUGAUGGCAAUGCCUUGCUGUUGCUGAGGAGUGACAUGAUCAUGAAAUACCUGGGACUGAAGCUGGGACCCGCACUGAAACUCUGCUACCACAUUGACAAGCUGAAGCAAGCCAAGUUCUGAAGUUGGUAGAGUUAGAAGCAAAGCCCUAGACCUCAAAAUCAUCUUUUGCCUGACCAGCACCCAGCCAGCAUCACAAGCAAUUUGUCUUCUUACAAGUGACAGCCACAAAGACUUUGUCUUUUUACAAAAUGUGCAUCUUUGCCAUUUCUAACAUUCCAAAUGGCCCCUUUCAGAGGCUCCACUGUGUUCAUUGAUUUGUCAGAAAAAUCACAAAAGGCCUGUUACAUCUAAAGUUCCUCACAUGCUGGUCACUCUUUAUGGGUGCUAUUUGUGUCAUGACAGAGUGGAUAACUGAAUGCUGCCACCCUAGGAGAGCCCUGGAAGGGGCUUUCAAAGUUGAGAAGGACCUUGUCCUUGGUGGUGGUGUGGGGUUGCCCACGGCAGGAGCAGCCUCUCCCUGUUCUGGGGACCUAUCAGCCUGAGCCUCACUGGAGUCAGCUCUGGGGUGACUUUCUCCCGAGGAUGACUUGCCUCGCCUUGCACUAUCUGAAAACUUCAAGUUUUUUGGCUCCCUCAAAGAACAGUGAGGAAAAGAUGUUUUCCAGCCCUAGCUCCUGCAGUCCUUCAUUGCUCCACCAGAGGGCAGACUGCACUGCUAAUGAGAAUUCAGGAUGCUGCCUGCUGUGGUCCGCUCAUUCAGAACUCAAUGCUGGGUUAGGGCUUCUAUGAGCAAGAUCUGGACUGGACGGGGACAGGGGAUUAAUGCCACAGUCAGCAUCCCAGAUUGCCACUUGAGAAGAAAUUGUGAUCUGGGGGGUUCCAGAUUCACUACUGGCUGACUGUCGAGGGGAAAAUCUGGACACAACUGUCUGCCUAAACAAAGAUUUGGAGUCCCCUCCCUCCCAGACUCUUGCUGGGGGCUGAGACGCUGGCGUGCUGAAGAACCUUGGUGACAUUUAUCGAUGUGUGUUUCUUGAAGAAAAAGAAGGGAAGGAAAACUGUCUCAACAAGCGUGGAGUGAGGGAGUGCUGAUUUUGAGUUAUGUGGCCGCAUUCUGUAGCUGUGUCUGUGGCUAAUUUUUCUAGUCCUCGACAAAUACACAGAUGUGUUUUUAUUGGGUUUAAUUCAAUUUACAAAUAGGUUUUCACUCUUCACUGUGAAGUAAUAAGAAAAAAAUUGAUUUUCUGCCUUUUGCAGCUGUGUCCAGCGAGGGACGGAGCCACGGUUUACCGAGCAGAAGGGUGACCUCUCCUCUUCCUGCUGUCCUUUGUCAAGUUCUUUCUUUCCCUCUGUUUAUAAAGACCCUUAGAGAACUCCUGGGCACAUCUUUUUCCUUAAAGGCGCGUCUGGGGAGGGUGAGGAUCAAGAGUAACACAGGGUUUCCCAUGGCCGCAGCGUGAGUUAGGAAAGGCGUCUCCGCUUAGGUUGCAGCCUGGGCAAGGUCUCAGCUGGCAUGUGGAGCCGGAGGGAUGUUGACCCCUCAGCUCUCAGCCAGAUGUCUUGCUUCAGAACAAGAUAAGGGUAGCUCCUUGGAUGGAGCUACCUACUGUACAGAUGGGCUAGAAUUUGGGCGAAGUCCACAGGAAAUAUUCCAUGGUAUGCUACGGGGCCCACUUUGAUGUCCCCUGUUUGAGAAAGUGUGACCUGACACCCACAGGAUCUUUGUUACAUGUACAAUGGUGGUUGGACUUGAAAUAUGACCAAGAAGGGGAAGAAUGUCCCAAAGCUUCCCGCCAAAUGGAACUUGAUCAGUUUCAGAUCAGCUGGAUGUCUGGUAUUUUUAGCAUGCGACAAAAUGACCUUGAAUCAGACCUUGGGGAGAAUCUUUAAGAAGUUAGAAGCAGUGAGCAGACUCUGCCUUGCGAAAGCUUGUUAGGGGUAGGUGCUCGCCGCCGCUCUGAGUUAGAGCCUUGUCUCAAAGAGCGUCAGGCAGUUCAUAGAGACAGAACCAGCUGCUGGUGUGGAUGCAGUGAGAGAUAGAAACAUUGCUCCGCUCAGCCGUGGGUGCCCUCUCCCUGUAGACUCAUGGUACCUCUUCCAGGGACACAGACUUCUUAGUGACUUGCAGGAUUAACCUUUCCAAAUGUCCUGCCUGACCUUACCUGUGCCUCCCUGGUGUCCCCAAGUUAAAAUAUGCCCAAACAAGUCAAAGAGAAGCCAACCUCAAGGAGUCUUUGAAGAAGAGCUAGGAUCUGGUUCAAGUCUGUGGGGGGCCUGGAGCUGUGUCCCCACACAACGCCUCUCGGUCAGGUGCUGUCUUAUUUCACACAAAGCCUUAAAUUAGUUUGAUUGCAGAAUCCCAGACAUUUAAGGUUUGGCCAGAUUUUAAAAGAUGAAGAAACCGAGAAGCAGUUUCAUUUUUCUCGGCAUGAAGGCUGCCAUGGCACAGAAUAACCAGUGGAACCAAUUCUUCUUGCCUGUUUUUGCAUGGAAUCUAAUUAGCUGACCCAAUCAUUGUAGCAAUGCUACAAUUAUAAUUAAUUUUCAUCCCUCUCAAACCCUUGUCAAACAGGGCAGCUAACUAGCUUCUCGAAUGUCCAACACGCCAGGCCAUUUCCUCUAAACAGACCUGAGAGGUCAGGCCAUAGGGCUUACUCCGGUCCAGAUGAGAAGGACUUGAACUCACAUUUGACAGUUAACACUAUUGCUAUUCCAUCUGCAUAGCUUUGCUUCAGGU